CAGCAGUGCGAGUGAAUUCCUUAGUCGAGUUGGUAUUCACAAUCUUUGAGUUAAUAUGGGAUACUGGAGCAGUGGACGUGAUCAAACCAAUCAACAAAAUGAUCUUGGUGCAACUUUGCGUGAUGGAAAAGAAAUACUUUUUCAGGCAUUCAACUGGGAGUCUCACAAAUACAACUGGUGGCAUAAUUUAGAAGGCAAAGUUGGUGACAUAGCUAAAGCUGGAUUCACUUCAGUGUGGUUGCCACCACCAACUCAAUCUUUCGCACCUGAAGGUUACACUCCACAGGACCUUUACUCUCUUAAUAGUAAAUAUGGUUCUGAGCGUCAGUUAAAAGCUUUACUUCACAAGAUGAAGCAAUACAAAGUCAGAGCAAUGGCUGACAUAGUUAUCAAUCAUCGUACUGGCACCACCCAAGGACAUGGAGGGAAAUAUAAUCGUUUUGAUGGAAUUCCAUUAGCAUGGGAUGAACGGGCUGUGACUUCAUGUACCGGAGGAUUGGGUAAUCGAAGCACAGGGGACAUUUUCCAAGGAUUUCCCAAUAUUGACCACACUCAAGAUUUUGUAAGAAAAGAUAUCAUUGGAUGGCUCCGCUGGUUACGCCAUGAAGUAGGCUUUCAGGAUUUUCGUUUUGAUUUUGCAAAAGGGUUUUCACCAAAAUAUGUGAAAGAAUACAUUGAAGGAGCAAAGCCAUUGUUCUCUGUUGGAGAGUAUUGGGAUUCAUGCAACUACAAGGGUUCAUUGGACUAUAACCAGGAUAGCCAUAGGCAACGAAUAGUCAAUUGGAUUGAUGGAACUGGACAACUUUCAGCUGCAUUUGACUUUACAACAAAGGGAAUUCUCCAGGAAGCUGUAAAGGGAGAAUUUUGGCGUUUGCGUGAUCCUCAAGGGAAGCCCCCGGGUGUGGUCGGGUGGUGGCCAUCAAGAUCCGUCACAUUCAUAGAAAAUCAUGAUACAGGCUCAACUCAGGGUCAUUGGCCUUUCCCGAAAGACCAUAUUAUGGAGGGGUAUGCUUACAUAUUGACCCAUCCCGGAAUACCAACCGUUUUCUAUGACCACUUAUAUGACUGGGGCAACUCAAUUCGGGAGCAAAUUGUGAAGUUGAUUGAUGUUCGCAAGCGUCAAGGUAUUCAAAGUAGAUCACCCAUUAGGAUUCUAGAAGCCAAGCACAACCUUUAUGCUGCAAUCAUCGGGGAAAAAGUGUGCAUGAAGAUCGGAAAUGGUUCAUGGUGUCCAUCUGGGAGGGAAUGGACACUAUCAACUAGUGGCCACAAUUAUGCGGUUUGGCACAAGUAAUGUUCCAUUAGCAUAACCUUUCUCCUCCGAGAGUACAUGAAAACGGGAAAGAAACUCUAUGUUUAUUCCAAAGCUCUAUCCUGCAUCUAGUUGGCUUUGGAAGCUCUUUCCUUCAACUUAAGUCUUACCCACUCAAAUAACAGUCACUUUUUACACAUGUACUAUGUAAUGAUAUAGCUGCUUUGUUUAUGUAAUAUUUAACAAUAAUACUAAGCAGCUUUGUUUAUGUCAUAAACCAAAUGUAAUAUUUGGGCAUUGUAAAAGUUUAUUUAAAUAGAAAUAUGUAUUAAAAAUAAA
Cajanus cajan (pigeon pea) is the source of this 1591-nucleotide messenger RNA. Its product is annotated as putative alpha-amylase 2. The record is from RefSeq and is a predicted model, not a curated record. NCBI's taxonomy places the organism in Eukaryota, Viridiplantae, Streptophyta, Magnoliopsida, Fabales, Fabaceae. Gene Ontology annotation, biological process: carbohydrate metabolic process. Gene Ontology annotation, molecular function: calcium ion binding; alpha-amylase activity.